UGUUAAAAAAACCUGAUGUUUACUUUUUGCGGAUGUUUUUUAUUGGUGGAUCAAUUUGGUAAUGCUGUUUGUGUCUGGUUUCUUAAGGUGAGAAAGGUUGACAUGCUGGAAGGUGUGUCUAUUGUUCGGUCUGAAAAGGUCAAGGAUGAACUCGUCCUAGAUGGCAACGACAUUGAACUUGUCUCCCGGUCUGCUGCUUUGAUUAAUCAGAAAUGUCACGUGAAGAACAAGGAUAUCCGCAAAUUUCUUGAUGGGAUCUAUGUGAGUGAGAAGGGAACUGUUUUUGAGGAAGCGUGAGUCAAGGAGUUUUAGUUUUGUUCAUCUGGUAGUUCUCUUCGUGCUCUAUUAAUGCCCUGGAUGCUUAAGAUGUUUCACCGAUUUUGUCUGGAGUUUUCAUUUUAUAAAAUUUUGAUUGUUCUGCCUAUGUUUUCAA
Populus euphratica (Euphrates poplar) is the source of this 433-nucleotide messenger RNA. Its product is annotated as 60S ribosomal protein L9-like. Bases 16 to 297 code for a protein of 93 amino acids. The record is from RefSeq and is a predicted model, not a curated record. The transcript has 2 exons. Lineage: Eukaryota; Viridiplantae; Streptophyta; Magnoliopsida; Malpighiales; Salicaceae. Gene Ontology annotation, molecular function: structural constituent of ribosome; rRNA binding. Gene Ontology annotation, cellular component: cytosolic large ribosomal subunit; ribosome. Gene Ontology annotation, biological process: cytoplasmic translation.